UUGCUCCUUCUCUCUAAUAUCAAAUCACAGGAUUCACAGCUGAUCAAACAAUAGGCAGAUCUGAAAAAGAAUUGAACAAACUAAACCGGUCUAACAAAAUAAGAGAAAGCAAUAUUUCAUAUAAUUUGGUUUUCCUUGCAGUAAAUUAAAUACUGGUGCAGUGGAUAAGGUUAUUAAAUAAUUCUGCUCACUUGUUUCCUGUCUUGCAAGUUGUUGUUCUGAUUCCAUAUGUCCAUGCCCAUGGCUCACACGAAGUCGAACCUUUCUGUCCUUCAGUGAAAAAGAAAUCCAGCAAAAGUGUAUACUCCAACUAUUUCUUUAUUUAGUUAAAAAUAUCAUUUUUAGGCAAAAGCUCAGAUCUUGUCUCUCUGUUCCAUUAUUAUUAGAUUAGUGUUGAUGUGACGUGUGGGAUUGGAGAGUUUCAUUGCGAUCUGCUGUGAUGGUUUGUUGAUAAAAAAAACUGCAUUCCAUGGCUUCCUGGGAAGUAUCAAGAACUCUGUACUUCGUAGUUGAAUUAAAGGAUGUAAACUGUGCUCUAGAAACAGAAUGGAGAGCAGAAACGUUAAAACAAUUGUGUGGUUUAGGAGGGAUUUGAGGAUUGAGGACAAUCCUGCUUUAGCCACUGCUGCCAGAGAUGGGAGUGUAUACCCAGUGUUUAUAUGGUGCCCCAAAGAAGAAGGACAAUUCUACCCUGGAAGAGUUUCAAGGUGGUGGCUCAAGCAGUCUCUCAUUCAUUUGGACCAGUCUUUGCAGUCCCUUGGAGCUGAAUUGGUGCUCAUCAGAGCUGAUAAUACCGUUGAUGCCCUCUUACAAUGCAUCACUUCUAUUCAAGCAACAAAAGUUGUCUAUAAUCAUCUCUAUGAUCCCAUUUCUGUUGUGCGUGAUCACAAAAUCAAACAAAGGUUAGAGGAGCUUGGUUAUUCUGUACAGAGCUAUAAUGCUGAGUUGUUGAAUGAACCGUGGGAAGUUUAUAACGAGGAUGGAAAGGUUUAUACCAAAUUUGAUGCAUUUUGGCAGAAAUGUUUGCACCAAACUAAGGAACAAUCUGUUUCACAUCUCCCUCCAUGGCGAUUAACACCAGCUCAAGGCUCAGUUAGGAAGUUCUCAAUUGAGGAAUUGGGCCUGGAAAAUGAAACAGAAAAGUCCAGUAAUGCCUUACUUGGAAGAGGAUGGUCACCUGGAUGGAGCAAUGCCGAUAAUGCACUAACCGAUUUCAUAGAACAUCACUUGUUAGACUACUCAAUGAAACGCCAUAGAGUUGGAGGCAAUACCACAUCUCUCCUGUCUCCUCAUCUCCAUUUCGGGGAGUUAAGCGUGAGAAAGGUUUACCAUAGUGUGCACAUGAAGCGUUUGGUUUGGGCGAAAGAAGGGAACUCAACAGGAAGAGACAGUGCAACUCUAUUCCUAAAAGCUAUUGGGCUUCGAGAGUAUUCCCGCUACAUAUGUUUUAACUUCCCAUUCCUACAUGAAAGGUCACUGCUGAGCAACCUGCAGUAUUUCCCAUGGAAUGCCGAUCAGACCCAUUUUAAGGCUUGGAGACAGGGUCGGACAGGAUAUCCUUUAGUUGAUGCGGGAAUGAGAGAGCUCUGGGCCACCGGAUGGAUCCAUAAUAAGAUAAGAGUUAUCGUUUCGAGUUUUUGUGUGAAAUUUCUACUUCUUCCAUGGCAAUGGGGGAUGAAGUAUUUUUGGGAUACACUACUUGAUGCAGACUUGGAAACUGAUGUUCUUGGGUGGCAGUAUAUAUCUGGCAGCUUACCAGAUGGGCAUGAACUUGAGCGCCUAGAUAGCCCAGAGGUCCAGGGGUUCAACUUUGAUACAGAGGGUGAAUAUGUGAGGCAAUGGCUGCCCGAGCUUGCAAGAAUGCCAACGGAGUGGAUUCAUCAUCCUUGGGAUGCACCUUCUAGUGUGCUCAGGGCUGCUGGUGUUGAACUAGGUUUGAACUAUCCCAAACCCAUAGUUGAUUUGGACGUAGCAAGGGAACGUCUGACCGAAGCUAUACUCACCAUGCGGGGAAAAAAUCCAAUUGGAGGUGCAGAUGAAGUUGUGUUUGAAAACUCCAAUUGUAAUGGAAAUUUGGUCAUUCCAAACGCUACUUGCCCCAGCAGUUCGUCUCGUGAUCAAAGAGUUCCAUCUCUUUAUAAUGGGCUUGUGAACAAAAAGAGAGCAAAUCCUACAGGAGAGGAGGAAAGGCAGGUGAAAGAAUAUUUUCAAAGCCAGAAGAAGAAUGAAGUUGAGGGGUCGAAAAUGGAUGAAGACUUGUACUCUACAGCAGAAUCUUCUUCAAUGAAGAAGCAGAAUACCACUGGUAGUAGCAGUAGACAUUCGUUUUCCGUUCCUGAAGCCAUUUCAAUUUCUUCCAGCAGAACAUCUUUUGAGGAUCACAAAUCCUAUGAGCUCAAACUUCAAAAGCUAAAGGAAUCGGAAGAUGAUGAUAUGUCAAGCAUAAAUGACUUGCAAGUUGCCGGACAGCCCAUUCACUCAUCAUGUCAAUUUAUCCUCCAGGCCAAAUUAUUUGCAGCCCAACAAUUGCCCCCUUUCGAGAAGUUAAUGCGUAGGGGUACAAAUGUCAACCUGUUAAGCAGUAACUUGUCGAAAUCUUGAAAGAAUUUAUAUUGGUCAUACUUGAUUAUUUCACUUAUAGAUUCGUUAUCAGUUUGACAAGACAUGUCGUCAACCCGUCACCCGUAUGACGAGACGCUUCGUCAACUUGUCACUUUCCUUACAAGUAGUUUUUGAUCGAAUCCAUCUCUUUGACUGAAGCGACGAAGAACGAAGGCUGAUCUCCUAUCCUCUUCCUCCAAAUUUGUGCUAAUGAUCAUAACUAGGCAGUGCUGACGAGUUGAAACUUCAUCCAUGUUGAUGUUGACGCUUCAGUUGACAAGGGUGACGACAAGUUUGUCUCUGUGGGUGUGACCGUAUCUUGCAAAAACUUUAAACAAAAUUUCGUUUGUAUAUUUAGAGUAAUAUCAUCAACUUCAGAAUGAUUGUUUGUUACUAUGUCAUUCGUAUCGAUGUCGUUUGUGUCAAUGUCAUUCGUGUCGACGUCAAUUGAAGUGUGUUUUUAUGUAUAGUUUUGGAGCUUGUGUUGUCAUGCUCUUGGAGCACAUACUUCUGUUGUAUAUUUCUUUAGUUUUGGCCAAAACAAUGAGGAGAAUCGGUGGUGUUUAUACUCAUGUUUAGCGUACAUGAAAACUCCACUUCUUCCCCUAAGAUUCUGUAAGCCCCCCGUCAAUUGUGUUUUGACGCUUUUGUAAGGCUUUAUUUGAUGUAUGUUAGGAUUUUGUCAUUGUCAAUU
Molecule: messenger RNA, 3295 nt
Organism: Cuscuta europaea
Lineage: Eukaryota; Viridiplantae; Streptophyta; Magnoliopsida; Solanales; Convolvulaceae
Source: the annotation of a GenBank genome assembly